UAUGCAAGAUGGCGGAGAGCUUGCCGGAGCAUGAGCGGAUCCUGCAGGAGAUUGAGAACACGGAGACGGCCUGUGUGGGACCCACCUUGAGGUCUGUGUAUGAUGAUCAGCCAAAUGCACACCAAAAGUUUAUGGAAAAAUUGGAUGCAUGUAUACGUAACCAUGACAAAGAGAUUGAAAAAAUGUGCAAUUUUCACCAUCAAGGAUUUGUGGAUGCCAUUACAGAACUUCUUAAAGUAAGGGCUGAUGCAGAGAAACUAAAGGUCCAAGUUACUGAUACAAACAGAAGACUUCAGGAAGCUGGGAAAGAGGUGCUAGCUCAGACAGAGGAAGUCAUCCAGGGUAGACUUCAGCAGAGGAAUAUUACCACCGUGGUUGAGAAACUUCAGUUGUGCCUUCCAGUAUUGGAGAUGUACAGCAAAUUAAAAGAACAGAUGAAUGUCAGAAGAUAUUAUUCUGCUUUAAAAACAAUGGAACAGCUAGAAAACAUAUACUUUCCUAGAGUUAGCCAGUAUCGGUUUUGCCAAAUCAUGAUGGGAAACCUUCCAAAACUUCGUGAGGAAAUUAAAGGGAUUUCCAUGUCAGAUCUGAAGGACUUCCUGGAGAGCAUUCGGAAGCACUCAGAUAAAAUUGGUGAAAUGGCAAUGAAGCAGGCACAGCAGCAGAAAACCUUUAACACUGCUCUUCAGAAGCACAGCAGUGUGUGUUGUGGAAAGAAUGUAUAUAUAAAUAGCAAUGGAAUUGCAGAAUCAAGGAGUGAAGAGAUAUCAAAGCAAAGCCUAGAAGAUGAAGAAGAACAUGAAGAGGAGGUUUUGACUGCUCAUGAUCUGGUAGAUUUUUCUCCUGUUUACAGAUGUCUACAUAUUUAUUCAGUUCUGGGUGAUGCAGAAACAUUUGAAAACUACUACAGAAAACAGAGAAGGAAACAAGCAAGACUAGUUUUACAGCCACAGUCAAACAUGCACGAAACAGUAGAAGACCACAGAAGAUACUUCAGUCAGAUUGUAGGUUUUUUUGUUGUGGAGGAUCACAUUUUACACGCAACCCGAGGACUCAUAACAAGAGCUUACACAGAUGAACUUUGGAACAUGGCACUUUCAAAGAUUAUUGCUGUCCUUAGAACUCAUUCAUCCUAUUGCACUGAUCCUGAUCUUGUUCUGGAGCUGAAGAAUCUGAUAGUUGUCUUUGCGGAUACCUUGCAGGGUUAUGGUUUCCCUGUCAACAGACUGUUUGAUCUUUUAUUUGAAAUAAGAGACCAGUACAAUGAGACGCUUCUUAAAAAAUGGGCUAUAUUGUUCAGGGAUAUUUUUGAAGCAGAUAAUUACAGUCCAAUUCCUGUAUCAAAUGAAGAAGAGUACAGACUUGUGAUCAGUAAAUUUCCUUUUCAAGAUCCAGAACUUGACAAGCACCACUUUCCAAAGAAACUUCCAAUGUCACAGUCAGUGCCUCAGAUUUAUAUCCAGGUUAAAGAAUUUAUUUAUGCAAGCCUUAAAUUUUCAGAGUCACUUCACCGGAGUUCAACAGAGAUUGAUGACAUGCUUAGAAAAUCUACAAAUUUAUUGCUGACGAGAACUUUAAGCAGUUGUUUACAAAACCUCAUUAAAAAACCUCACAUAGGUUUGACAGAGCUGGUGCAAAUUAUCAUAAAUACAACACAUUUGGAACAAGCAUGUAAAUAUCUUGAAGACUUUAUAACUAACAUUACAAAUAUUUCCCAAGAAACUCUUCACACAGCAAGACUGUAUGGUCUUUCAACAUUUAAGGAUGCAAGACAUGCUGCUGAAGGGGAGAUUUAUACGAAACUUAACCAGAAGAUUGAUGAAUUUAUCCAGCUUGCUGACUAUGAUUGGACAAUGACUGAGCCUGAUGGAAGAGCUAGUGGCUAUUUAAUGGAUCUGAUUAAUUUCUUAAGAAGCACUUUUCAGGUUUUUACUCAUUUGCCUAAUAACAACAAUGACUAUGCAGCCAUGUCGGGAAAAGUAGCUCAGACGGCUUGUAUGUCUGCUUGCCAGCAUCUCUCAACUACCCUGAUGCAAAUGCUGUUGGAUAGUGACUUGAAACAAAUCAGCAUGGGAGCCAUCCAGCAAUUUAAUUUAGAUGUCAUACAAUGUGAAUUGUUUGCAAGUUCUGAGCCUGUACCUGGAUUUCAUGGAGAAACCUUGCAGUUAGCAUUCAUUGACCUCAGACAACUCCUGGAUCUUUUCAUGGUGUGGGACUGGUCGACUUACCUGGCCGACUACGGGCAGCCCGGCUCCAAGUACCUGCGCGUCAAUCCUAGCACAGCCUUGGCCCUCUUGGAGAAGAUGAAAGACGUGAACAAAAAGAACCACCUUUUCGCCCAGUUCCGGAAGAACGACCGCGACAAACAGAAGCUCAUCGAGACGGUGGUGCGGCAGCUCCGGGGGCUGGCCAACGGGAUCGCCCAGCACCCGUGAAAGCCGGCCCCGCCCUGCCCGUCGCCGAGUCGGGCUCCCGCGAAGCUGGUUCCGGUGAAAGGGCCGCUGAUUUGACGGAGAACGGGAAGGAGGCCCUGGAAGGGACCGGCCGAUGGGAAGGGCCCUUUGCCCUGCAUUGCUGAGCCUUGAGAAGGAGGCUGGGCCUUGCCAGGGGGGAAGCGGGGCCGACUGUAUCGGCGAAGGCAAAAUGCCGGGCUGUACUUGCCACGCCUAACUGUAAAUACGAUCUUCGGACAAGACUUGAAGAUCCUUCCCCCUCUCGCCCAGAAAGGCCAUUUAGUGUUUUCUGCUCCAAACUCGAGGUCCCAUUUUCCAAACAGCGAUUUUUCCGGACUCGGACAUUGCCUAAUUUCUCUCUCUCUCUCUCUCUCUCUCCACCCUCUUUCCCUCCAUUAUUUGUAUGUUGUAAGCCUUAAGCGAUCUUCACAUCAGAAUUUCUCCCUUUUUUCAGGUGGGGGGAGCUAAAGUGCGGGGAGCUUUUUGUAGUAUCCUUUAAACUACCUAAAUCGAGCUCGGCCCUGGUGAUGUUCGAACGACUUGACUGUGGGUAGCAGCUUCCCACCCCUGCAUUUUCCUCCGGGGGUCGGCCAACGUUGGAUGGGUGGCACUAGGAGGUUUCCUGUGUCCGGGGCCCGCUUCUGCCAAGGAGCGCCUUGCUGGAAAGACAAGCGAAUGUAUGGCAGCGCCCCGUAACUGGGACUUGUAGAGAAUAUCCUCCCUCCCCUACCUCGCCGCUGAUUAAAUUAUUUGACGGUC
Candoia aspera is the source of this 3212-nucleotide messenger RNA. It is a transcript of the gene EXOC6, whose product is annotated as exocyst complex component 6. Bases 9 to 2435 code for a protein of 808 amino acids. Gene Ontology annotation, cellular component: membrane; exocyst. The transcript has 23 exons. The record is from RefSeq and is a predicted model, not a curated record. NCBI's taxonomy places the organism in Eukaryota, Metazoa, Chordata, Lepidosauria, Squamata, Candoiidae. Gene Ontology annotation, biological process: intracellular protein transport; exocytosis; Golgi to plasma membrane transport.